AUGUCUUUUCUAAAAAGAGAAAAAUUGACAAGACCAACAAGGUGGAGUCCAACCCCAGAACAACUUAUGUUCUUAGAAGAAAUGUAUAGGAAAGGUUUAAGGAAUCCAAAUGCUACUCAAAUACAAAAUAUUACUGCCCAUUUAUCUUCUUAUGGAAAAAUUGAAGGGAAAAAUGUGUUUUAUUGGUUUCAAAACCACAAAGCUAGAGAUAGACAGAAGCUUAAGAAAAAACUCCUUGCCCAAAUGAACCAACAACAAAUUUUUCCUCAAUAUCCUGUUGAUGCACAUAGUACAACCACCACAAGCACCAACACAAACAACCUUUUUCAUUGCCCUACUGAUCACUACUCUCAUAAUUCUUCAUCUGUUGUGAACCAAAUAUGUCCUAUUAGCUCUACUGGACUUCUUCAAGAGGGUGGAAUCAAAGAUGCAUCAUCUCGAGUAAUGACUUACCUAUAUCCAAUGGAUAUUUCAAGACCAGUUGAGAAUAUGGAAAAUUGCAUGAUAAGACCAUAUGGAAAAGAUUGGGUUUUGAUGAUGAACAUUAGCCCAAAUACUUUACCUUGUUGUAUCAAUAAACCCCUCAAAACCCUACCACUUUUUCCCAUAACUGAAACCAAUGGCCUCAAGGAACAUAUCAGUACAACAUCUUCCACUUUAAGUCUAUCAUUUUCAAGUUAA
Molecule: messenger RNA, 681 nt
Organism: Nicotiana attenuata
Lineage: Eukaryota; Viridiplantae; Streptophyta; Magnoliopsida; Solanales; Solanaceae
Product: WUSCHEL-related homeobox 3-like
Exons: 2
Coding region: 1-681 (226 amino acids)
Biological process (GO): plant organ development
Molecular function (GO): DNA-binding transcription factor activity; DNA binding
Source: RefSeq, a predicted model, not a curated record